AUCAACCUUCUCCUCACGACGCCUUUUACAGCCACCUCAGCUUCACAGGUGCACUUCCAAACAUUCACGCACCCAAGACAGUGCUGCGUCCACCACAGUCCUUUUUCUGCCACUGCAUUAUCAGUUCACCGGCACGAGUGUCAGUGCGCGCCUCGGCCCGCGAAUCGCUCCUGCGGCAUCUGAAAGCAUUGAUUGAUUGCCCCUGUCUGUCUGCCUGCCUGCCUACCUACCCAGACCGUGUUUACCUCGACUCUCGGCGGCUGGCAAACUUGAGAUUCUCGAUGCUUCCGACACUGUGAGGUUAUAUUUACCCCUCUUCUGGCUUAUGUAGGACGCCCGAUCCCGCGUCUACCGCCUAACGGCAGCGCAAAAUGGCCGCGGCUUCGACGAUUUCCGAAGCCCAGGCAGAACUCAUUAGGUCGCUAGCCCCCGAGGACAUCCCUGCCAAGCUCAGGUGCGCCAUCUGCAGCAAGCUGGGAGUCAACGCCUUUCGCCUACCCUGCUGCGAACAGGCGAUAUGCGAAAACUGCCAAGAGACUCUGCCAACGUCAUGCCCCGUCUGUGAGCAUUCCCCGCUCUCGGCCGCCGACUGCAAGCCGCACAAGUCUCUCCGAACCACCAUCCGUGUCUUUCUGCGGACCGAAGAGAAGAAACGCGAGGCCAACCGGCCCAAAGACCCCGGAACUCCCAUCACGCCCGUCGAGCCGAGCCCGCUCUCUGCUGCGCCACCGUCCGCUGUAUUUGAGCCCAGCGAUGGUGGUGCCUCUGCUGCCAAGACAGAGCAGGCGCUCUUGUCCGCCGAGCCUAAGCCCACCCUCGAUGCCGCCAGAGAUGGCGGCGAGGUAACCGGGGCCCAAGCUGCCGCUGGUCUAGAAACCGCAAAUAACCCCGCCAGUCAUGCUGAGCAUUCGUUGCAAAACGCGGCUGAAGGCUCUGUUGAAGCUAGUGCCUCGGCUAGUCUUGUCCCGAUUCAAGGAAGUGGCGAAGUGGUCGAGGCGGCAGACGACUCGGAGCAAGUCAAAGAAGGAGACGAGGCAACCGAGGAAAAGCAGCAAAUGACCGACUUCUCAGGGAGCCUGGGUUUCAACAACAUGGGCGGCGCUUUUCCAAACAUGGCCAUGGGCGCUGGUGGCUUCGACCAAAUGCAAAUGAUGAUGGCAAUGCAAUCCGGCAUGCCGCAGAACAGCUUUGGCAACUUUCCAAUGAUGGGUAUGCCAGGCAUGAACAUGGACCCGAUGACGAUGCAGAUGUACAUGAACGGGGGUUUUCAAGGCAUGGGCAUGAACGGCAUGAACAUGAAUAUGGGCAUGGGAGGUUACGGAGGUGAAGCCAAUAAUAACUGGAACGGACAGCAAUCAUGGAAUGUCGGCCCAGAUAAUUUCAAUCAUCCAAAUGCUUCUGGCACGGGCAAUGGUGAUUAUGGCUCGUUUAACUCUGGCUUCCAGACAGGAUACAAUCAAGGUAAUUAUGGCCACCAAACCCAAUACAAUAACUACCGCCAGAACCAAUACGGGUUCCGCGGUAGGGGCCGAGGCCGUGGCUUCGGGUAUGGAUACAGCCGCGGCGGCUACCAGCAGCAAGGAUUCGUCGCCGGCGCCGGCGGCAACUUCCAGGACCAGGGCUACGUGGGCCAGAACCAUUUCACCGGUGCGAACGGGCAAGUACUCAAUGGCCAGGAGGUAUAUCCCGCCGGCGACGGAGUAGCUGGGGCCGGGCCCAGCGCCGGAGCAAGGGCGGAAACCAAUGUCGACGAGUUCGGACGCUCCCUACGCGAUGGCGGAGCAGAUGAACAAGGUCAGGAGCACGCAGAUGGCAACGCUAGUCACGGUGAUUCCAAAAAUGCAAGUGGCGAGACACAGGCCACGGAUGACGCCCAAGCCACGUCUGCCACACAUGCUAGUGGCGGCAGUGGUGGUGGUGCACAUGAAUCCGGUGAUGUCGUCAAAGUUUUGGGUGAAGACGGCCACAGCGCACCGCACGUCCAGCAGCGCGUUGCUCCAGAUGUGCCCCUGAACGCACCCAAGGGCCCUAAGGCAAUGCUACGCGGCCUACCUAAUACUAGCUAUAAGCACCUGCAGGCUCGCGGCUGGGUCGAUGAUAAUAAGCAGCCACCUACCCCGCCCAGUGCCACAGGCAUGAUGAGUGGAGGAUUCCCUAGUCCGGCAGCCGCGGCGGCACCCUCAACGGAUCAUUCACGGCCGCAGACGCGCUCACGGAGCAGUUCUCCCCACGACUCCAAGAGCAGAGGAGGCACAGAGCACUACCGCGAUAGAAGCAAGGACCGCGCAGCAGAGCGAGACAGGAGCGAUGGGGACACGCACCCCCGCAACCGCCAGCAGCGAGACAAAGACCGCCAUAACGAGCAGUCCCAGUCGCGUUCCUCGAGUAGAAGCUGCAGCCACGAUUAUAAAGAUUCUUCGUUGCACCGGCGCCGGCGUGCACGGUCGCACUCGCCGGUCGAUGACGGCGAGAGUGGCGACGAGCACCGCCACAAGAGACACCGUCGGAAGCAGUCGUAUGCCGAGGACCGGGAUUCGAAGUCUCGUGGAGGUAGUGGCGCGGUAACAGCUCCUGCUGUUAAUGUUGACGCCGAUGCCGAUGCUCCUCUCGAGGAGCGACCCGAGGACCGCUCGCGGUCGGCAUCCCCUGACGCUGAUGCACGGCGGUCAAGCCACCGGAGCAGUCGCAAGGAGCGCGGCGGCGACAGCGAGAGGCGGCGGGAGAGGGAGAAGGAUCACGAUAGGGACGACGAUCACGAGCAUCGGCGCAAGUCGGGCCGCCGCUCUUCGCAUCGGGACCGGGACUAUGAUCGAUCAGAACGGGAUCGAGACAGAGACCGAGAGAAGGACCACGAUCGCGACCGCGACAGAGAUCGGGAGCGCAACAGAGAUCGGGAGCGCGAUAGGGAGAGGGACAAGGGCCGUAAAGACCGAAGCGGUCGCGGCCGUAGUCGGGACAAUAGAGAUCGCGACCGCGACCGUAAGAGGGACAGAAAUCACCGACAUCGCAGCAGCAAGGCCGAGUCUGCAACCAACACGCCCAUUGACGGUCCGGACAAGGACUUCUUCAACCCGCCCACAGGACCCCGAGUGGGUGGUGGCGGCCGCGGGCUAGAGAUCAAGGGCGCAGCUGGCUCCAAAUCUCGAGGCGGCGAUGUUCCAGCGGCUCUCGAUACCGGCCGGCGAUCGUCGCAGGCGUCGACCAAGACGCCCACGGCGCCGUCAGCAGCUUCGGCAGACCCACAUGCGGCCGAGCGCGCGGCUCGUGAUCGGCAACGGCUGCUCAAAGAAACGCAGCUCAUCCAACAGCUUGCCGCGGGGCGGUCGACAAAGCGCUCGCGGGACGAUGGCGGUGGUGGUGGUGCCGAUGACGAUUCGUCUCGGCGUAGUAGCCGGCGUAAGGGCCGCCGCGGUGAGGUGGUCAGCGUCGAGGACGGCGAGGCGAGGAUGCGUCGUCUCGAGGCGGAACGCGAGCAGGCCAGGUACGGCUAGGAGCAGUCAACACUCUGCUGCCCAGGGAAAGGCUUAAUUCAAGAGCCAAGAGCCAAGAGCCAAGGCCGAAGCCGAAGCUGAAGCCAUUGUCGAGGUCAAGGCCAAGGCCAAGGUCAAAGCGUUAACCUUCGAGAAUUCUUUCUCAUUUGGUGCGAGAGGGGGUGUUUGUAUGUAUGUAUUUAUGUAUCUUUUAGAACGUGGGGGG
Lasiosphaeria miniovina is the source of this 3696-nucleotide messenger RNA. RefSeq lists its product as uncharacterized. The transcript is spliced from 4 exons. NCBI's taxonomy places the organism in Eukaryota, Fungi, Ascomycota, Sordariomycetes, Sordariales, Lasiosphaeriaceae. The coding region runs from base 372 to 3491 and encodes 1039 amino acids. The record is from RefSeq and is a predicted model, not a curated record.